GUUUUCCUGUUCAAAGAAAACAGAGUUAUCAUAGAAUGAGACACAUUCUCACUGUGCUGCCCAGUAAUUGGGGCAUUUAGUUGGGGAGGAGGUGCUAAAUUAUUUCUCCCUUUCUCAAAGAAUUGUACCUCAAUUUGAUCCAACAGCUGAUUAGUAAAAAUGCACAAAUGAUCAUUACAGAUGAGGGAAAAUCCAAGUCAUCUACUUGGACAGCUGAAGACAAGGCUGAAGUUGUCUUUGAGGGCUGUUUAGUGCAUUCGUACAAGGAACAGCUUCAGAUGGAGAGACUGAAAUUGCCCCUGUCUGUACGUGUGUGUUUGGCUGCUUUUUUGGAAGGUGGAAAUGUGGAUUUAAAGUAUGAAAAAGGAAUUGAGUUUGUACCUCUGUGUGGGUGAGAAAUCUAGUUGGUGAAUUAAGAUGUAAGGCAACACCAACUGCUAACUGAAGAGCUUUCUCUGCUUUUGUGUCAUGUUCUUGUACUUCUGAUGUGGAGCAGUAAAUGUCUCCUCCUGAUGUUAGGCCUCUGAGCUCUGGAUGCGAAUGGACUUGAGAAUGAAGCAUUGUCAGCAGUGUUUCCACUUAGCUCUUCCAGACAGCGUGGGGCUCGGCAUCUUUUGCAGCGUUCCAGAGCCUCCCCUUGCAGCUCGGUGCUGGGUGGCUUCAGGUUGGCAGAUUGGGAAGGCAUGCAGAGCAAACAGGUAAUUGCUGAGCCUGGAGCUGUAGCCUUUCCAAGUUAGCAUGCAAAUGUGAACCUUUUUCCAAAUACAAACAUUUAUGAAAGGUAUAUGUAUUUCAGAUAAAAAGCAUCUCUGUCCUGUUUACUUGAAAAUGAUCUGAAGGUCCUGAAGUUCCCAUGGGAGAGGAAGACAGUAAUAGAAGUACCAUGACUUGGAUUAGUUGUAAACCGUGUCAUGGGAUUGGGUAGCUAAAAGUUAAUGUAAAAUAAGAACAUCCAGAUCUUAACGCUUCCAUCAUCUCUAAGUGGUACAGCUGCUCAAUGAAGGUUCUGGGGCUUUGCACCCACCUUCCUGUCACUGCUUUCAAUUCCAUCAAAUAUCCUCGUCUAAAAUAAUCACAGGAAAGUCAGUGGUUUAUCGUUGUUACUAAACUCCAUUGCAACCGUUACUGCAAUGGGAAAGUGUUGCUGUAUUACAAACAAAAUGACUCAACUCUAAUAUAUUAUGUAACUUUGAAGUUAGGCAUGUAUUUUUCAGAUUGUCAUCUGAAAUGCUGCUUUUAAUAGUAAUACUAUAAAAUACAUUGUAGCAAUAACAUGUAAACAUAUGUUAGUUAAAAAAAAAAAAAGUAAAAUUUGCAGUGUCUCACCUAGCUCAUGUGUAUUUGACCCAUUUCUCUACGUAGGACGCUGCUACUUUGGCCAGGAAAAGAAGCCUGGUGUUACAUGUAGACACGGCAUAUUAAACAGACGGAACAGGUAGACAGAGGAUAAUUACACUGAGCAUAUUUUCUGUUUAAAAACAAAGCCCCAGUGACUUGUGGAUUUUCUUCUUUAUUUUGUUUUCUUCCUUGUCUUUGUUUAGUUCAGAGCACUGGAGCAAUUUGUUCUUCAGGAGUCCCUGAAAUACAUUGUUUCUGACAAGGAACAAGAAUUUGUUGAAGAUUUGGCUUAUGCUUUCUGUGGGAGUCAAGGUGAUGGUGAGGAGGCCUGGCCCUUUCUUCAGGCGCAGCAGUGGGGCGGUGGUGGUAGCUGGGGGGUCUGGCUACUUCCUCCUGCUGUGCUGCCUGAAGCUUUGAGCUGAGAGCUUUCUCCAACUGUUUGCCAAUUUCAUUAGAUCUUUUCCUGUCUAGAAACCUGGAAGUCAGCACAUGCUGAGAAGAAUCUGCCAUUUCUGAUGAAUAAAUACGCACAGAUCUGUACAAAUCAGUGGUGCGCUUUUCAAGAAUCUGUUUUGUUUCCUCUCUGUGCUGGUCAAGGAAACAAACAACUAUUUUAAAAGGCUGUAGGGAGGUGGCGUUGCACGUGUCUGGAGUAUCUGUGGAGACUGAAUGUGGGUACUGUCUGAGUUGGUAUUCUCGCAUUGGAGCUAGUUAAUGAGCGGUUUGUUUGGAGGCUGCUGGUGACCAGCAGCACCCUGGCAGCGGGCUGUGCGUGUAGCAGCCUUCCCUUGCGCCUUUCCCUUUGUGAGUCACGGUGGCUGCGCUUCCUCGAGCAGUCCUGGCUGUGCUGCCCGUGUCGUGCAAAAAGGGGUGAAAAGCCCUGGGUUUUGAUCUCUGGUCAGCGUGGUGCUGGUGGCAGCACCUCAGUGUUCCUGGAGCGUUGACAGGUGUUUCCUCCAAGGCUUCAUGCUGCAGUUCUGCGUGUCCCUUGUCCUGCUGUUUGGGUAGGGAAGUUGAAGCAAGUGUGCUGAAGGAAAUGAUGGGAUUCCUAACAGAGGAAUGAAAUGUCUUUCUCGGUAUGUUGGCUCAUUUGUUUUUGCAAUUACUUGUUUUGCUUUGGGAUUUCAAUGGUCAAAAGAUAAAUGCAGCAAUAGUAGAUUAAAGGGGAGUAUGUUUUUUCAUCCCUUUAAGAGCUCUGACUGUGCUUUCAGAUGAGCUGGGUGAAAAGCUGUUGUCCAGUAUAUGUGAAUAUUUUGGCCAGUGUUGAAAGCACUGCCUCAGCAGCUUCAUUCUUAAGGGACAGGUUCAACUUCCAGCUUGUUUUGUUUUACUUCUACUAUUGCAUUUUGGUUUUGGGGGGAGGGAUUUCUGCAUAAUACUGAAAAGUGCACUGAGAUAGGGACAUCUUGUACAAGUGUCCUAUUACCUUAAGGGCACUGAAUGUUCAUCACACUAAAUAAAAUUUCUAAACAGAUGGCCAUAAUUAACGUAAAAUACUAGAACACCAAAUAGACUUGAUAUGUGGAUGUAAUUAUUUCAGUGGUCCAGUACUUUAGCAUUAAUUAAAUGUUAGCACAGCCAACAAUGGAAUCAUAGCGAAGAGUUACUGAAUUCAAAUGCAAAAGAGAGAGCACUGCGUUCUCAAAACAUUUACCUUUUUCCAUGACAGGAAAAAUAUAUAUAUUUUUUGAAAUGUGUCAUUGAAAUAUCUCAAUAUUUGCAUUCUAACAAGCUGCUGGGAUAGACUUGUUCAGAGCCUUGAAGUGAACUAACAGGUAUCCAGGUUGCAUAGAAAGUCAACAUCGCUGCACAUUGCAGUGCGGGGUGGGGCUGUUCUGCUCUCAGGUGAAUGUGGAUGUAAGUUUUCCACCAAAGUUUUACUGCAAAUGGUUUCAAAGAACUUCCUGGGCAUGUUACCUUUUUCAUAGAACUUAAGUUAUGUAAAAUAUGACAUAUUUUAGAACAGUUUCUUUUUUUUUCUGUGGGAUAGAUAGAUGUAAAAGUCUUGCAUGAUACAUCUGAACAGAGAAUUUUCAAGAGAAAAUAUUUAAUAACAAACCAAUUGAAGUUAUUGCUUGCUUUACCCUUAAGCAUUAUCCAAAAUGCCAGGGUUUUCAGUACAUGAGAUGUUUUCCUGUGAGUUUGGUGAAGUGGAGUUGUGCUGUUGUGUCAGGUAGAGAUGUAAAAAGCAAAACUGGGCAGAGCAAUCUGCCUUUCUUGAGCCCUCUGAUGAGGGUGGGGGGAAGGUAAAUGUCAUAAGAGAAUCAUGGAAUUAUUAAGGUUGGAAAAGACCAAUAAGAUCAUCUAGUCCAACCGCAUCACCACCAUGCCCCCUACACUGUGUCCCUAAAAUAAUACUAAUCUCUCAUUAUUAGUAUCUUUUUAUGAUUCUCAAUAGAAUAUGGUUUGAUAUCUGGCUAAACCUGAAUAAAAACUUUAGGGGGAAAGCAUUGUUCUACUUCAAAUGAAGUGAACGUAGGUAACAUUUUGUACCCUGACCUCUUAAUUUUUUGUGCCUUCACCACACCCUCCCCAGGCCCAUUCUGUAACCAGGGAGUGCUCUUAGAGUUGUGGAAGGUUGAGUUUAGAUGAGAUUGAUGGAUGCUUACGCUCUUUCUGUGCCAAUAAAUGUCUUCCUUUUCCUACACUGAAGUCAUAUUUAAUCGUGUGGGAACAACUUUAAUGCCAUUUAUUGUGAACGUGUUCAAAUUCAACUUACUGUAGCCUAUAGUAAUUCAGUUCAUGAGCCUUUUUUUGUACAGUUAUUAAACUAUCAAAAAGUUGUGGUUUUGAGUACUUUGAUGUUAGGAUUGAAUGUUAGUCUGUAAAACAUUAAAAUGGUAUUUUUUAAUUCAAACUCAUUCUAAAUUACCAGAAAGCAUGUUUUAAAUAAUCUGUUAUUCACUUACAGCUGCCAAAACGUAGUACAGUGAAAUAAUGGUCUUCUAGCCUGCUAAGCAACUGUCCAGCUUCCACAAUGCCUGUGCAGGCAGCUCAGUGGACAGAAUUUCUGUCCUGCCCAAUCUGCUACAACGAGUUUGAUGAGAAUGUGCACAAACCCAUCAGCUUAGGUUGCUCUCACACUGUCUGUAAGACCUGCCUGAACAAGCUCCAUCGCAAGGCAUGUCCUUUCGACCAGACUGCCAUCAAUACAGACAUCGAUGUUCUUCCUGUAAACUUUGCACUCCUCCAGUUAGUUGGAGCCCAGGUACCUGAUCAUCAGACAGUAAAGUUGAGUAAUGUAGGAGAGAACAAACAUUAUGAAGUAGCAAAGAAAUGUGUUGAGGAUUUGGCACUCUACUUAAAGCCAUUAAGUGGAGGAAAAGGUGUUGCUAGCUUGAAUCAGAGUGCACUGAGCCGUCCAAUGCAAAGGAAGCUUGUGACGCUGGUGAAUUGUCAGCUGGUAGAGGAAGAGGGUCGAGUUAGAGCUAUGAGAGCAGCUCGAUCACUGGGCGAGAGAACCGUUACAGAAUUGAUCUUGCAGCACCAAAAUCCUCAGCAGCUUUCUGCCAAUCUUUGGGCUGCUGUCAGGGCACGAGGAUGUCAGUUUCUAGGGCCAGCUAUGCAAGAGGAGGCACUGAAACUUGUAUUACUGGCACUGGAAGAUGGCUCCGCACUCUCAAGAAAAGUUCUGGUUCUUUUUGUUGUGCAAAGGCUAGAACCAAGAUUUCCUCAGGCCUCUAAAACAAGCAUUGGUCAUGUUGUGCAGCUACUGUAUAGAGCAUCAUGCUUUAAGGUCACUAAAAGGGAUGAAGAUUCUUCUCUGAUGCAACUUAAAGAAGAGUUUCGGAGUUACGAGGCUUUGCGGAGAGAACAUGAUGCCCAAAUUGUUCACAUUGCCAUGGAAGCAGGACUUCGAAUAUCACCAGAACAAUGGUCUUCCCUUCUUUAUGGUGACUUGGCACAUAAAUCACACAUGCAAUCCAUUAUUGACAAGCUCCAAUCUCCAGAGUCUUUUGCAAAGAGUGUACAAGAACUGACGAUCGUCUUGCAGCGCACAGGUGAUCCUGCAAACUUAAACAGGCUGAGGCCUCAUUUAGAGCUCCUGGCAAACAUAGACCCAAAUCCAGAUGCAGCAUCUCCAACAUGGGAGCAGCUGGAAAAUGCAAUGGUGGCUGUAAAGACAGUAGUACAUGGGCUGGUGGAUUUCAUUCAGAAUUACAGUAGAAAAGGCCACGAAACUCCACAGCCACAACCAAAUAGCAAAUACAAAACAAGUAUGUGCCGAGACCUUCGACAGCAAGGGGGAUGUCCAAGAGGAACCAACUGUACAUUUGCUCAUUCUCAGGAAGAGCUUGAAAAAUACCGCUUGAGGAACAAAAAAAUCAGUGCAACAGUGAGAACAUUCCCCCUUCUAAAUAAAGUUGGCGUUAAUAGCACCGUCUCAACCACUACAGGAAGCGUAAUUUCUGUCAUAGGAAGCCCUGAAGCAACAGGGAAGAUGGUGCCAAGUACUAAUGGAAUAGCUAAUCUAGAAAGUGGUGUUCCCCAAUUGAUCCCUCGCUGUGCAGACACCUCCUUGAGAGCUCUGGAAAACACCAAGAAGGCAGGGAAGAGUGGAGCCAAUGGCCAGAAUGUUUCUGGAUCCCCUACAGAAUCGCUCCCUGAAAAUAAAAUUGGUUCUCCACCUAAGACUCCUGUAAGCCAGGCAGCAGCUACCUCAGCUGGUCCUCCUAAUAUUGGAACAGAAGUGAAUUCUGUGCCUCCAAAAUCCGGCCAGUUUGUUCCCAGAGUUCCUGUUUACCCUCCACAUUCUGAUAACGUUCAGUAUUUCCAAGAUCCCAGAACUCAGCUAUCAUAUGAAGUUCCACAGUACCCACAGACAGGAUACUAUCCACCACCUCCAACAGUACCAGCUGGCGUGGCUCCCUGUGUUCCUCGCUUUGUGAGGUCCAAUAAUGUUCCAGAAUCCUCCCUCCCACCUGCUUCCGUGCCAUAUGCCGAUCAUUACAGUACAUUUCCACCUCGAGAUCGACUGAAUUCUCCUUACCAACCUCCUCCUCCGCAGCCGUAUGGACCAGUUCCUCCUGUCCCUUCUGGAAUGUAUGCUCCAGUUUAUGACAGCAGGCGCAUCUGGCGCCCACAGAUGUACCCACGAGAUGAUAUUAUUAGGAGCAAUUCUUUACCUCCCAUGGAUGUGAUGCACUCAUCUGUCUAUCAGACAUCAUUACGUGAGAGAUACAACUCUUUGGAUGGGUAUUACUCUGUGGCUUGUCAACCUCCGAACGAACAGAGGACUGUGCCUUUACCAAGGGAGCCUUGUGGUCACUUGAAGACUGGGUAUGAUGAACAAUUACGACGGAAGCCAGAACAGUGGGCACAAUAUCACACACAGAAAACUCCUCUUGUAUCAUCGACCCUUCCUAUGGCAACUCCAUCUCCAACGCCACCUUCUCCUCUCUUCAGUGUAGAUUUCAACACAGAGUUCUCUGAGAGUGUCAGUGAUUUGAGUGGAACUAAAUUUGAGGAAGAUCAUCUCUCUCACUAUUCACCGUGGUCUUGUGGCACAAUUGGCUCUUGUAUAAAUGCUAUCGACUCAGAGCCCAAGGAUGUGAUUGCCAAUUCAAAUGCUGUGUUAAUGGAUUUGGACAGCGGGGAUGUUAAAAGGAGAGUGCAUUUAUUUGAAACUCAGAGAAGGGCAAAGGAAGAAGAUCCUAUAAUCCCAUUUAGUGAUGGACCGAUCAUUUCCAAGUGGGGUGCAAUCUCCAGGUCAUCCCGCACGGGUUAUCACACAACAGAUCCAAUUCAGGCCACUGCUUCCCAAGGAAGUGCAACUAAGCCCAUCAGUGUAUCAGAUUAUGUUCCUUAUGUCAAUGCUGUUGACUCAAGAUGGAGUUCUUAUGGCUCAGAUUCAGCUUCAUCAGCACGUUAUGCAGAACGGGACAGAUUCAUAGUUACAGAUUUGUCUGGUCACAGAAAGCAUUCCAGCACUGGAGAUCUAUUAAGUAUUGAAUUACAGCAGGCCAAAAGUAACUCAUUAUUACUUCAGAGAGAGGCAAAUGCACUAGCCAUGCAACAGAAGUGGAAUUCUCUAGAUGAAGGCGGUCGACUUACCUUAAAUCUUUUAAGCAAGGAAAUUGAUUUGAGGAAUGGUGAGACUGAUUAUAGUGAAGACUGUGCUGAUACAAAGCCAGAUCGAGACAUUGAAUUGGAGCUAUCUGCCCUUGAUACAGAUGAACCUGAUGGGCAGGGUGAACAAAUAGAAGAGAUUCUGGAUAUACAGCUAGGUAUCAGCUCUCAAGAUGAUCAGCUGCUCAAUGGAACAACUGUAGAGAAUGGGCAUCCACUAAAGCAGCACCAGAAAGAAUCUAUGGAACAGAAGAGACAAAGUUUAGGUGAAGACCUUGUGAUUCUGGAGGAGCAGAAAACAAUCCUGCCCGUAACUUCUUGCUUCAGUCAGCCGAUCACAACAUCUGUUAGCAAUGCAAGCUGCCUGCCCAUCAGCACAUCAGUCAGUGUUGGCAGCCUCAUUUUGAAAACUGCUCACAUUAUGUCUGAGGAUAAAAAUGACUUUUUAAAGCCUGUUGCAAAUGGCAGGAUGGUUAACAGCUGAAAGGCAUUCAUCUUUCCAGCUUGUGACCACACCGUGGAAGCAUUUACACUAGCUUUUUAUAUAUAUAAUAUAUAUUAUAUAAUGUAUAUUUUUUUUAAAGAAUAAUAUUGGGGUCAUGCAUUUCCUGUGGACUCUUUGAUACUUCAAGCCCCUCUCGCAUUAGCAUUCUGAAGAAAAAAACUUACUUUAUUAGGGUAAGGCGUUCACUUUCCACAGAUGAAUGGAAUUUGGACAUUGUUUUACUUAAGCUUAAAGCAGCUUUUUAUGAGUUUGUAGCAAUCCGGUGCGGUAUCUGAGCCAUUCUUGUUUAAAAUGGCUUCUGUAGAAAACUAACAACUCAGUUAUUUAAACUAGCAGGAUCCUACGAUGAUACAUCUAGUGAAAGGAAGACUAACUUAUUUGUCUCUAUUUUGUUUCAUGAGAGAAGAACUUGUGUCUUGUUGCAGCUGCUUUUUCCUUAGUUGUGGAACUUUGCAUGGAGUAUUGUUUCCUGAUUGAAGACUGAGAGGUGGGGAUUUGGACUUGAGACUUUUUACAGGGUUAACACACCAUUAGCUUUGCACUGCUGCGUUAUUUGCAGGUCUGUGGUGCAGUGCUUUGCUGCAGCGUUUUGUUUCCAUUCCCCCCCGCGCACAUACACACACACAUGCACACACACACACACACACACAUUUCUGCUUUAGUACUGUAGAUACACACAUAUACAGGCUACUUGUCCAAGUAAAGUUACCAGAAGUAAACCAAGUGCCUAAGUCCUCCAGCUAACGUACUAGGUAUUGAUCUCCCAAGUUAUACAUGAAGCAAUUUUCAACCAUAUUGAGAGGUUAUGCACUAAUGUAACAACAGUUUGUUCUUUUCUUUUUUUAUUAAUAGUUCUCAACUUGCAAAUUAUAGAAUCCAGAUGACUUGGCAAAAAGUAUCAGGUGCUCUAUGCUUUCCUUUGAAAACCCUGUAUGUAGUGUUUGCACUGACUAACAAGAUGGUAUUGCUGUUUUUGUACUGUUUUGUUUUUAAUUUAAACUAAAUAUUGGGAAUUUAAGGCAGUUAUUACCUUUUAUUUAGUGUUGUUAAUCAUAAUUUUGUAUUCAGGUUUAAUUUUGCUCGUUCAGUGGCAACUUAUUUUCAAAGACUUUGAAAAUACAAUAAUAUAGCAUUAUCUGACCUGUAGAGCUCUGAGAAGUGUAUGAAUUUAUGCCCUGUUAAGAUGUGACUGAGAAUCGUGUUAGACAUGUCAGCUGAAGAUAGAUUUUUCAUAAAUGCACACAAAGUAGAGCCCUGGGCAUAUGUUUGUUCGUUUGGUUUUUAAGAAGCUUAAAAAUCAGCUUUUUUUUUUUAUUUUUGAAAAGAAAGCAGGACUCUCCCUCCUGAUGAUUACCAUCUUGUUUGUCCUCUUACUUUUCUUUGUGACAAGUUUUACUUUUUGUUUGUUUUAUUAACUUCUGUGAAGUUGUUUACUCUGAAAAUUGUACUGGAAUAUUUUAAGCCAAGCUGAUCUUUCACCAGGUGUACUGCAUGUAAGGGCUUUUCCUGCUAGCAAAAUGCUUAAAGAGGAUCAUGUUACUGGUCGUCUGAGUUGUUAUUUUACAAAAUCACAGCUAUGUGGUCGGGUAAGAUUUUGAUAACUGUUUUGUGCACGUUUCUGGGGGGUGGGGGUUGGCAUUUCCCUGAGGGUUACUGAUUAGACUAAGUAAAUAUUGGUGUUUGAUAUCUCUCCUAAUGAACCUGUCCAUGAAAUAAUUAUGUUGUAAAUAUACCUGAAAAUCCAAGGGUUAGUUUUGAUAUUCUGGUGUCAGUAUGGAAGAUCUUACGCUCUAUUUAAUACUCAAAUGUUAAGGAAUGUAUGUAGAAAAACAGUCAAGUAGUCUUUUAGUUUCCUUUGGCUGUUGCUGUACCUUCCUAUAGCCAGUGCCACCUCAUAGCUAGGGUUAGAUCGAUGCUUUGUUUCACUUGCAACUCAAAGUGAAUGGAUACAAGAACCAGACCACCUUUGUCACCUUAACUUAUUUCCUAUUGAUGUUAAAUUUAACUUAGAAUGUUAGACAUAAAUAUGAUUGUUGUAUAUUUUAUACCAAGACCAUUCUGUAAAUAUGAAUUUAUAUUACUUUUGAAAUGCUUCUGAGAUACUAUUAUUUGCUGUACAAUGUAAUUCCAAAACAGAUAUGCAAACAAGUAUGUCUCUUUCAUGGAUAUUUAAACAGUGAGAUCUUCCAUGUUGAAGGUGAUGUAAUUUUUUUAAAAGAUUUUUAAAUUUUAAAUUGCUAUUUUGUUACAAAAAUAGAGAAAAUAUAAAGGUUUGAGAAGUCCUUAUUUGCCCUCAGGGAAAGAGCCCUCUGUGCACCAGAACUCCACAGAACAUCUUCAGCAUGAUCUGAGGGUGAAUAUAUACUACAUAAAUUGAUUGUGUAUUUACCUUAACUUUUUAAUUUUAAAAUUGCAGUUUUAAAAACUUGGUUGUGCUCUGCUGGAGGGGGAUUGGAUUAAGCUGCUUACACACAUUUGCCUGUUUGUCCAGUGAAGUUACAUAAGCCUAACAUAUUCCUGCCAACCAUAUUGGCAUAUAUAAGAACAAAUGUAUCUACCUACUCUUGCCUGCAGCAGGAGGUCCCAUGAUAUCGUAGUUCUCUAGGAUGACCAUAUACUUCAUAUGGAGAGUUGGUUCUUAACUGAGACUAGUUAUUUUCUUGAAUUUUUAAUAUAGAGAAUGACAGGCAAAAGAAUUACCUGGGCAUUUAAAUAGCAUGCCAGCUUUUGUCUUACAGUUCUAACACUGACUGUGUGAUUUUUGCCAUGAAACUAUGCCCUCCAGUGCCCUGACAAGUAGAAGCUACAGGUGGGAACCUAGUUCUGGCUUUCUUCCUUGGUGGAGUUUCAUCCCUUGACCCUAUGAACAAGUAUGUAUUCAUUUGUCUAGUUCCAAAUCAGGUGCCUUUGGGCUAUGGAAGGGCUUACUUUCUGACACUGAGAUAUAGUUACUAAUCUUUGUGCGUUAAUAGCAGUGGUUCUCAUUUAGGUUUUGGCCUAAGAUACCUUUGUUGUCAGAAAAAAAAGAAAAGGCCCAUAGCAGAUUGGGGAAGAGAGAUUGGCUCUUUUGCUUUGCUUGGACAAGCAUUUUGGGUUUGUUUGUUGUGUUUUUUUCUUUUGUUUUCCCCUCUUUAGGGGUACAGCAGGGAUUUCACAUGCAAGAGAUACAGGAAUUAUUAGUAUCUAAGUUAAUUGUGUUGCCUCACUACCUGGAUUCAUUCCUUGUUUUGCCUCAUUUUCCACAUAGGUCUUAAUAGAGACUAAUGCUUUUGCUGGGAGAAUGCUUGUGUGAAAAGUAAUUAUCUGUACAUUCUUAACAUAUAAUUAUAGCAGAGUGAUAGCCCUGCUACUGAUAUUUUGUUCCUGUAAACAGGUGACAAGAAAUGAAUCUUAGUGUUUAUGCAGAUUUUGCAUUGUAGAAUGUAUACUAGACCCUUCAAAGGAAAGGUUAGACUCUUUGCAAAGCAAACUGGCGUUGGUUCUUGGUAGUCUAGUACAGGGAUGCUAAAGUUUGACACUUGAUUUAAAAAAAAAAAAGUACACAGCUGAUUGCUAAAUAAGCUCUUAAUUGCUCAUUGUAGAAGUCUAAUCUGGCAGGUUUUAGUGCUUUUGAUAACACAGUUGUGUUAUCACACAAUUUUAAUUAUCCUGUACUCAAGAGCUGAAUGCUGUUCUUGUAUAAUAGUGUACUAGGCUGGAUGAGGUACAAAGCAAUGCACAGUGGUUGGAAACAGCUGAGGAAAGAACACUUAAAAUAACUAUCUACACUCAGAAUAGUUCCAAACAUGUUUUUGUUUGCUUUCUUAAAGCACAAGUUGUCAAGUUGUAUCUGUUGCUGUACAUAGACACUGUAUGCCAGCAGCUCCUUGAUCAUCUUUGUGAACAGAUUCUUCAUUAUUAUUAGACUUAAAGGAAGAUGUUGAAUUUGAGAGUGUAACAAAAUGAGAAAUGAUUGAAUUAUCUAUAGUAUGUAAAAGUCCAUUCUUUAUGUUGUAGUUUGAUCCCUUCUGUUAGGCUGUUCCCUCUCAUUGAGGGACCUCUUCUGCAAGCAGAACACAACAAAUGUGCUUUGGAAUGACCCAGUUUUCAGGAUGAACGAGCAGCGCGCUUUGGCAGCAGGCAGCACUGUGCGUCUCUUUGCUGGCAAGGGAGCACAGCGAGGGAAGGGAGCUGUCGGUGACGGGAGAAAGCCAAAAAGGAAUCGCUGAAAUUCCCACAUCCAAACGUAGCACUGCACCUCCUGUUGUAAUCGAGAGGUUGCUGCGAAGGCUGAACUCGAACUGAGCCUGCGUUUCUCGCUGCCAAAAGCCAGGGUCGUUGCCCAGAGCCCAUUGACUUACCCAGAGUAGAUCUCCGUGAAUCCAAGGCAUGGGAUGCAUGCAUUUCGUAGCUGGGCAAACAAGUAUAUUAUACGGUAGUUGUGAUACAACACACGUGGCUUUGAUUUGUACUGCACAUCCCCACUGUACAGCCACUCCGAAGUAUCGUGGUUAGCUUGCAGCAUCUGCUGUCCGCAUUUAUACUGUUUACUGCGUAUUCUUUUCCCUGGAAGUUUAAGGAAAUUUUUUUCUUGUUGCAUCGAUUACAUUUUAUAAAUUUGCUUAGCUGGAAAGUUUGGGAAAAGAGGCCUGUUUGUCAAUUGUACAACCGAUUGUGAAGCUCUAGUGUGAAUAUUUUUACGUCUGUAUUAGACAUUUUCUUUGCAAAUCUAUUGUUCGAUUGAAAUGUAAAUGAAAUAAAAGAUGGUGUACACCCAUCAUGUAUAAAGCAGGCACCAUCGCUACGAUGGAUUUAAUGCUCAUUUUUAUGGCGCAUUCUCAGCUUCUAUUUAAAACUAUAAUUUAAAAUCUGUAAAAUGAAAUGGGGUUAUAUGGGGGAGUAAAUUCUAUUCCGUUUAUUUCGGUUUGAGUUCCCGACUCGUCUGUUCCCUCGUGUUAGAGUAGGGGGGCCCCGCGCGGGGCGGCCGUGCGUGUUUGCUGUAGCACUGAAGUGAAGAGGUUUUAGCUUUGGCUGGUCACAGAGUAGAGCAUCAUGGUUUUCAGUGUUUGAGAGAAUCGAUGGAAGAAGUUUGCAGUAUUGACAUGUAUUUGCAUGCACAAAUAAAAAUUAUUUGUCCACCUUAA
Molecule: messenger RNA, 13035 nt
Organism: Numida meleagris (helmeted guineafowl)
Lineage: Eukaryota; Metazoa; Chordata; Aves; Galliformes; Numididae
Gene: RC3H2
Product: ring finger and CCCH-type domains 2
Exons: 20
Coding region: 4316-7891 (1191 amino acids)
Molecular function (GO): metal ion binding
Source: RefSeq, a predicted model, not a curated record